UACUCAAUCUCGUAAGAAAAGUCACGAUGAAGUUUUAUUCUGUGGGCAAGCUGGUCAAGGUACUACUGGUAAUGGCCGUGUGCUGCCUGCUGCUCUGCACCGCCCCAACAGGAGCUAAUCCGCUUCCGGGCAGAGACCGACAUACCAUCGCAAACAAAUCAAAAGAUAAAAAAGCGAGCGCACCGAGACACUCGCUUGGAACGGGUGCUAGGAUGGCACUGACUGGUGGCGGUGUUCUUGGCGGUGUAUUAACAAACAUGUAAAAUUCACUCCACAUGAAGGGACAGCUGGGAAAGCAAACGAAUUGGUUCGGUAUGAAGUAUGCUAAAAAAUCUGCGAUUUUAAUCUCACACUUCAUCGGUGAUUUCACGAAUAGUGUUUCUUAUUGAUUGGGAAGAAUGCGCCAAUAAGGUGCCGAUACAGUGAGAAAAUAAGACAUAAUUUCUCCCCCAAGACAUUAGGUUUUUCAAAAACUUUAAAUAUAUUUGAAAAUGCGGACAAGCUAUCCAAAAUAGCGAGCAAUAAAUCAGAAAGUAAAAGUCUAACAAA
Messenger RNA from Anopheles coluzzii, 549 nucleotides. RefSeq lists its product as uncharacterized. NCBI's taxonomy places the organism in Eukaryota, Metazoa, Arthropoda, Insecta, Diptera, Culicidae. The transcript has 2 exons. Bases 27 to 263 code for a protein of 78 amino acids. The record is from RefSeq and is a predicted model, not a curated record.